UGCGCACGGACACAUAGCCUAUCCUUCCCGUUCCCAACCUCAUCUCUCGACAACCACGAACAACCAUCCAUUGUGCCCUCUUCACCACAACAAUGGCCUUCAGACCGAUACUGCGGCAGCGUGCCUUUGCCCCGGCCGUGGCCGCCGUCACCGGAGCCGCCGUGGUUCUCUCUUCUCCGCGCAUACUACACGCCGAAGAACCGUUGGAAGACUCAGCUCUGAACCGCAAACCCAUCUACGACGACACACCCCUCGACAUCACGGCGCCCACGCCCACAAAACCCGCGGCCCCAGAGACUCCCACAACCACCACUCCCUACCGUCCAACCCCAACGGACCGCCUCGCCGUGCAAAUCGGACAUGCCCGCAUGGCCCUCUACCACGCCUCGACACGCGCAGAAGAUAGCGUUAACAACGCCCUCACGGAAACCCUGCGUCUAGAGCACUCCUUCACAAGCACCGUCCGCUCGCUAGCACCCUCGAAAGAAUCCGGCGAGCGCCUCUUCCCCGGCGCCCUCAACGUUCUCAUCGGUACCCUAGCUGGUUCGAUCUUGACGCGCAACCGCGGCAUCAUCUUAAGGGCUUCGGUGCCUGCUGCUAUCGGUCUCGGCGCUGCGUACACUUUCCUUCCCGUUACCAUGAAGAAUGUCGGCGAUCUUGCGUGGACGUACGAGGAGAAGUACCCCGUGUUGGCGGACGCGCAUCUGCGGACUCGGGAGCGAGUGACGCAGUUUUUGGAGACGGGCAAGGCGCAUAGCCAGAUGGGUGUGGGGAUGCUGCAGGAUAAGGUCGGCGAGACGAGGGAUAAGAUGGAGAAUUGGGUGAAGAAGGGCAAUUAG
Molecule: messenger RNA, 839 nt
Organism: Periconia digitata
Lineage: Eukaryota; Fungi; Ascomycota; Dothideomycetes; Pleosporales; Periconiaceae
Source: the annotation of a GenBank genome assembly